Molecule: messenger RNA, 840 nt
Organism: Nakaseomyces glabratus
Lineage: Eukaryota; Fungi; Ascomycota; Saccharomycetes; Saccharomycetales; Saccharomycetaceae
Source: RefSeq, a predicted model, not a curated record
AUGUCCGCUUUGAAUGGGAGAGCAUACGUCCCAAAAUUUGCUUUGAAAUUGGUAUGUCUGCUGCUAUGCUUUGAACUUGUCUCUAUUGUUUCUGCCAUGGGAGGUAUCCCUACAGGUCUUCCAGAACCACAAUUACAAAACAAUUUAGACGUCGAUGACAGUGACAAUCUUGUUACGAUCCCGGAUGAGGGAAACUUCCACGACUACAUUGAGAAGUAUGCUGGAAAGAAUACACCAUUAUUGGACAAGAGAUCAGGUAAUUUAAUCGUUGAUAUCAAGAAGGUCAAAGAUGCUUCCGACUCUAGCAGUAUUCAACCACAUACUACAAAAGUCUACUCUAAGAACAAAAAAACUCAUACAUUUAAAGUUAUGAGUCUAAACUCUACUGAAGAAGUUUGGUCUGACUGGUUCCCAGUCUCUAAAUGCGAUAUAGGUUUAGGUGAUAACGAUAAUCAGAUAAAACUUAAGUAUGCGUACCAUUACAAUUGGACUAAAGAAGAUACAUUAGAUGCUGAUUUUAAGCAUAUAAAAUCUCUGUUAAAAUUGCCCAUUUCCAAAGAAGUUGGAAUCGGGAAUACCUUUAAAUGCGGUGCGGAAGCUGGGCAAACUGUCCAAGUGUGGUUACAACAAAGAUGUAUAAAAGCAUUAAUUCAGACACAGGAAUGCACAAAGGAAUCUUCAAGAGUCAUAAAGUGUAAUGACUGGGAUAAUGGAACGUAUAUUAUGGCACCUUUGAAAGGUAUAGGCAAUGUUCAAUUUGGCUGCAGUGGAACUGACAAUCAUACUGAAUGUGAUGCCAAGAUGGACCCUAAAUUAGGAAAGAAAUUUAAGAAGUCAUAG